This is a messenger RNA of Monomorium pharaonis (pharaoh ant), 2655 nucleotides long. Its product is annotated as glutamate receptor 1. Gene Ontology annotation, molecular function: ligand-gated monoatomic ion channel activity. The record is from RefSeq and is a predicted model, not a curated record. Bases 318 to 1427 code for a protein of 369 amino acids. The transcript is spliced from 5 exons. NCBI's taxonomy places the organism in Eukaryota, Metazoa, Arthropoda, Insecta, Hymenoptera, Formicidae. Gene Ontology annotation, cellular component: membrane.
UGUGAUUUCAGUUUUUUUUUAUUAUACUUGUAAUAAUGUUGAAUAAUAAUGGACAAUAAUCAUGACAAUUAUGCAUACUUAUAGGAAUACAAUAUAGUAAUGUUUUACGACAAUAGUACGAAAGUCAAUGGUCUUUACGGCGAGUUGUGGAAUCUUCUCGCAGAUUAUCUCAAUUUUACGUACGUUACAACGAAUAGUUUUCUCUCCUUGAUUAUAUAUUGAAACGAUAAAAAAUUUAUUUUUCUAAUAGCGUAUAUGUAUUUUACACUUGUUCACUUUGCGCGCGAUGCGGUUUGUACACCAUAAGUCAAAGUGUUAUGUUAUUUAGAUUCAUCCCCAUAAAAACUAAUAUUCGAGAUUUCGGUGAGAGGCUGGAAAAUGGUAGUCGAAGUGGUUUAUCUGGCAUACUCCAGCGAGAUGAAGCGCAGGCAAUGAUGAGAAGUGCAUUUUAUCGAGAUCGUUUAGACCUCGUAGAUUAUACUGCGCCUUUUUGGAAAAGCACGUUUCACCUUUAUGUUCGACCGGAAUGGUUGUUCAGUAAUACGUGGAUAUUCACGUUAUUUUCAUGGCAAUCAUGGUAUUAUACAGUGUUUCUGAUUAUCAUUUUAAGUUGUUUUGGCUAUUUUCUGCAAAAAAUACCGACGGACAAGCCCAAACACAAAAGAAAAGGCUCUGCAAAUUUUAAUCUAGGCGAUCAUUUUUUUUAUACAUUCACUAUAAUGAGCGCGCGAGGUGACCCACCUGAAGCUUUUUACAACAAGUUUAAAAUCUUGUCAAUCUCAAAGAGUAUAUUCGCAUGGUUAAUAUUAUCAGCCUUUAGUUCUAAUCUUAUAUAUCGUAUGACCAAUAGAGAAUUGAUCCUGCCGUUUCAUGAUAUAGAUUCUCUUAUUAACAAUACAAAGUAUGUCUUAUUGAUGUUUCGUGGCACAUUACUUUACAAAACUAUUAAACAAACUCAUAAAGCCUGGAUCAGGAACGAUUCAUCUUCGCGUAUAGAAUUUAUGGAGUUCUCGGAGGAUAUGCAUAAUAAAAUUUGCAACAAUAUGCAAAAAUAUGUGUUGUAUGAGAUCGAAGACAAAUAUAUGGUAAUGAAAAGAAAUGGUUGUCCUCUCCGAGCCAUGAAUAAUUACUAUGAGACCUGGAUAGCAGUCAUGCUUCAGAAGAACUUUCAUUAUAGAAAGACCUUCAAUUACGCACUCCUCAAAUUCAGAGAAGUCGGACUGUUGGAUGGUGUUAGGGAUCGUUGGUUUAAUACCAAAGUCGAGAAUCCAAAUCGUAAAUUGUUCAAGAUGAUUGAUUUUAAUCAAGUCUAUUUGAUUUUUCUAUUACUGUAUUUUGGAAUAUUAAUAUCAUUUAUGAUACUCAUUUUAGAAAAGAUUACAUACUAUUACAAAGUAAAGAAUACUCGGCAACAUGGACGCAAAUAAACGCAUAUUUCAGAAAUAAAAAAUAUGACUAAAAUUCAAAUUUUUAAUCAUUUUUAAAAAUUAUAAUAAUUUCUUUGUCCUGAAUAAACUUUAUCCUGUGCUUUUUCAUAAUUUAUUUCUUUUGUUCUUUUUCAUAAUUUCUUUGCAUUUACAAUAUUUAGUUAAAAAUUAAUAUUACAUGUAAAAUCAAUAUGUAGAACAUGCCAAUCAUCAAUUGUAUUUGUAUCGAAAAAUCACAAUAAAAUUGAUCUUAAUCGCUUCAACGUUUGCAUUAGUUUAAUGAAAUUUACCAUGAAAGCAUACAGUGAUUCGAAGCGUGAUGGCACUUUGCAUUAUAGCGAUGACAACUAAAAUUGAUUAUUCACGAGUAAUAAGGUAUAAACGUAACGCAAAAUCCGAGGAAUACGGGAUAUUUCUUGCGAUUUAAUAGAUUUGACAAUUGUAUAAAAUAGACUGUAUAGUUUUACAGUAAUUUUAUUUUAUUAUUAUUAUUUAUUUUAUAUUUGUUAGAUUUAACCAAAGCAUUUGAAAUGCAACUUGUAACUAUUAAUUAAAUAAUACUAUUUUGGAUAAACAAGUCAACUUAAUUUAUUAAACUUUUUAAAUGUUUAUAUAAUUUCUUAUUUUAUUUAUUCAAACCUAUAGUAUAGUAGCUUAAUAAAAGUCUAAAUUACAUCUCAGCUAUGUGAUAAUUAUAAAAUAAUUUUAUAGAAAUCAGUUAAAUAUUUACCGCAAAAUGAUACAUGACAUGUAUGGAUGGUAAAAAUUUUCUCUUGGGAAGUAUAAUGUAUUAAGUAUAUUAAUUAUGUAUAUAUUACUAAUGCACCUUUUUGACACAAAAUAUUUUUACAAGACUACAGAAUAAAGAUAAAUGUAAAAAUAAAAUGUCCUUCAGCGAACACUUAUUUUAUAACUUUAGAAAUCUCUGCAAUCAAGGUAUAUACUAUAAAUAAAUAACUGAGAAAGUUACUCGUUUUUCUUAAGAAAUGGAAUUACACUAUAAAAUAAAUGUACAUAAUUGCAAUAGGCUAUAUUCUUUGAUGUCUUCAUGGAAAAUCAAGGAUAAUAGAGGUAUCACUGGAUCUAUUAUGUUCUAUAAUAUGCAUGUCGUUUGGUGUUUUAUUAUUUAUUUAUAUAACGAAAAGUGUUUUUGUGUCACCAUUUAAUAAUUUCGAGUCUUUAGUAACUAAUACUAAAUAUGACGUUGUCACUUUGAAGGAUACAACUG